Doryrhamphus excisus (bluestripe pipefish) is the source of this 1851-nucleotide messenger RNA. RefSeq names its product spindle assembly abnormal protein 6 homolog. Gene Ontology annotation, biological process: centriole replication; spermatogenesis. Gene Ontology annotation, cellular component: centrosome; centriole. NCBI's taxonomy places the organism in Eukaryota, Metazoa, Chordata, Actinopteri, Syngnathiformes, Syngnathidae. The record is from RefSeq and is a predicted model, not a curated record.
GGCGGUUUAAAUGAAAGGUCGAAAUGGAGAAGAUGUUCAGUAAAGUUGUCCAAGUCAACGUCAGAUGCAGAGAUUGUCAGGAAAGAAAAGCACAUAUUCGCAUUGCUGUUGAGCUUCAAUCAAGCAAAAGUGCAGUUCACAAACCAUUUUUGAGGAGGAAGAAGCAUAUGGAGAUGAAAUCAAGAACUUGCAGAACAUGAACUUAAGACAUGGGGAUGAAGAUAUAUUCACCUCCAAAACACAGAAUGGAUCUUCUGGUGAGAUUAACCGAUGAUCUGGAUCCGUCUUUUCUCUUCAACCUCACUAUUUCAGAGGAGGAUUAUCAAAGUUUAAAAGUGCAGCAGGGCCUACUCAUUGAUUUUUCAUCAUUCCCCGAAAAGCUGAUUGAGCUUCUUGGUCUGUGUCAGUCUGAGCAGCAUUCCAACCAUCCAAGGUUCCAGCUGCUCCUGUCAUGUGACUCUCCCCUACUCGAAGGUCUCGCCCUCUUCAGUGUGGUGGAGACAAAUUCCUUCAGAAACCUGAACCACCUAUCUCUGAGGUUUACUCAGGGCUCUGACAAACACAUCAAGGACUAUCUGGCAGAGUGUCUGUCUUCUCUCAAGGCGGAAAAACAAGCCGUGGAGGUGAAACUUCACAAAACUGAAGAGGAUCUGUCCAGACAGCUGAAUUAUGCUCAGCAGACUUUGUCAGAGAAGACCAAAGAGUUGGACAAACUGCGAUCGGAAUGGACUCUUCAAACCGGCUCGUUGUCCAGCCGUCAUUCAAACGAGCUGCAGGCCGAGAGGGAGAAGGUGUCGGAGUUAGAGAGCCGACUGCAGCAGGAGACUCAGAAGCUUCGCCACGACCUGGAGAGCGCUCACCUGGAGAGUAGCCAGCACCUUCAGACCAUCAGAGACCUCAAGGCCAAGCUGGCGGGGGCGGAGGAGGAAUGCCAGCGCUCUAAGCAGCAGGUCGGUUCACUGAGGAGGGAGAAUAACUCUCUCGACACAGCCCUCCACGAGAAGGAGCGUCUGACCAACCAGCUCCAGAUGAGGGUGGCUGUGCUGGAACAGGAAGUCAAGGACAAGGAUCAGCUGAUGAGCCGCACCAGGGAGGUGCUGGAGGCCACCCAGCAGCAGAAGGAAUCAGUGAAAGAAAAGGCAGAAACAAAAGAACAUGAGGUCAGAAAACUUGAGGCGGAGGUCAAGUUUUUGUCUGGUGAUGUGAAAAAGGCCGUUGAGAUCAUCAAGAAGUUUCAGGGUGAGUUGCGAGCUUGUUCCGACAAGAACAAAGCCCAGAACAUGGCGCUGGCGGCCCAGGAGAAGGCCGUCCAGGAGACCUCAGCCAAACUUGAGCGUGCUCAGGAGGACAUCCAUAAGACUCAGGAACGGCUCUCCGACAAGGACCAGCAAGUGGAGAAGCUGACGCAGCAGCUGGAGGCCAGCCUGAAGAAGCUCAAUGAUACCAAAGACUUAUUACAAACCAACGAGAACGUCAUCAAUUGGCUGAACAAGCAGCUCAAUGAGAAGGAGCUUUCUAAGAACCUUCCACAAGCUUUGGAGAGCACGUCUGCGUUGUCCUCCACAGGAUUUCGGACGCACUUUUAUCCACAGGCUGCCAAAGCGACGGCGUCUCCUGUGGUGGCUCCUGACCUCACUCCAGUUCCCAAACACACCAGCGGAUCUGCUGGUCUGGACCCCAAAUACUUUGGGAAGCAAGACAGUAUUCCUCUCUACGGCCUUCCCGCGAAUCUCCUGCUUCCCAGAGAGAUCCCACCUUCACAGAGCAAAGCGCCCGUGCCCUCAGCCUAUUUUACUAAUUAAACACAUCUUACUCGCACAAUUAUUUAUCAUAUUAAAAGUUGUAAAUAUA